UGCGCCAUGCGGGCCGGGCACGGGGGGCCGGGCAGGAGACGGCGCCGGGGGCGGUGCGCCCUGCUGCCCGCCGCGGGCCCCGGGGCGCCGGGGCGCUGAGCAACAGUUGGCCCCGCCGCCGCCCAGCAUGAAAGUGUGCCGGCGGAAGGCGCUGGCGCUGUGCCUGGGCUACGCGCUCCUGCUGCUCCUCGCUGCCCUCAACCUGCUGGAGUACAAGUGGCGGCGGGAGCCGCGGCGCUGCGGGGAGACCCCGGCCGCCCCUCGCCACCGUCUCCCGCCGCCACCUCCGCCGCCGCCGGCCGGGAGCGGCGGCCCGGCGGGCCCCCGGCGGCAGCUGGUCUAUGUCUUCACUACCUGGCGCUCGGGAUCGUCCUUCUUCGGGGAGCUCUUCAACCAGAACCCCGAGGUUUUCUUCCUCUACGAGCCGGUGUGGCACGUCUGGCAGAAGCUGUACCCUGGGGACGCCGUCUCGCUGCAAGGGGCAGCCCGCGACAUGCUGAGCUCCCUGUACCGCUGCGACUUCUCCGUCUUCCAGCUGUACAGCACGGCGGGCGCCGGCAAGAACCUCACCACACUGGGCAUCUUCGGGGCGGCCACCAACAAGGUCAUCUGCUCUUCGCCCCUCUGCCCGGCCUACCGUAAGGAGGUGGUGGGCAUGGUGGAUGACCGGGUGUGCAAGAAGUGUCCCCCGCAGCGCCUCAGCCGCUUCCAGGAGGAAUGCCACAAGUAUCGCACGCUGGUCAUCAAAGGUGUCCGUGUCUUUGACUUGGCUGUCCUCGCCCCGCUCAUGCGGGACCCGACUCUGGACCUCAAAGUCAUCCACCUGGUGCGGGACCCCAGGGCUGUCGCCAGCUCUCGUAUUAAGUCCCGGCACGGCCUCAUCCGGGAGAGCCUGCAGGUGGUGAGGAGCCGGGACCCCCACAUCCACCGCAUGCCCUUCCUUGAUGCUGGCCACAAGCUGGGCGGGAAGAAGGAGGGCGGUGGUGGCUCAGACUACCAUGCCCUGGGUGCCAUGGAGGUCAUCUGCAGUAGCAUGGCCAAGACCCUGCAGACUGCUCUGCACCCCCCUGACUGGCUCCAGGGGAACUAUAUGGUUGUGCGCUAUGAGGACCUGGUGGUGGAGCCCAUCAAGACCCUGCGGCAGGUGUACAGCUUUGUCAACCUGGCCGUCAGCCCAGAGAUGGAAAAGUUUGCCCUCAACAUGACCAGUGGCCCCGGCUACUCCUCCAAGCCCUUCGUGGUGUCGGCCAGGAACGCCACCCAGGCGCUGAGCGCCUGGAGAACUGCACUCAGCUACCAGCAGAUCAAGCAGGUUGAGGAGUACUGCCACCAGCCCAUGGUCCUGCUGGGCUAUGAGAGGGUUGGCAGCCCUGAAGAGGUGAAGGACCUCAGCAGAACAUUGCUCAGGAAGCCGCGGUUGUGACGGGGCAGCGGGUGCCUGCCAACUGCCCUGGCUGGUGGCUGAGCCCUGCUGGGGAGAGGAGCGGCUCCAGCUGGCUUGAGUGAGGGAGGGAGCCGGGAAAAGCAGCCUGGCUUCUGAUUUCCUCCAAAGACUGCUGAAGGGUAACAUACAGUAAUGUGAUGAUUUCUUUCUUUCUUUUUUUACCCCUUCCCUUCCAUUGAGUUAGAUGCUAUUAAAGUAAAUAAAUAAAGUGGAUCAGAAAAUACGUGUAAAGCUCCUUUCCCCUUCUCUAAAAUGUCAGGCAAUGAUUCUGUACCAAAAUCUUGUUAAUGGAGUUCUUGUAGGCUGAAGAUGGUUAACGGAAACUCUUGCACAAUUCCUAACACAUCUUUAUCUCCCUUAGUGUGAAAGGGUUGCCCUUGGAAAGCAUAAUGCUGAAAAUCAGACUUUUUGUAUGAAAGAAAAUAUGACAUGAUAGUAAUCAAGAAACCAAUAAAUGAUAUUCAUUUUUAUAAUUA
Pezoporus occidentalis (night parrot) is the source of this 1920-nucleotide messenger RNA. It is a transcript of the gene CHST2, whose product is annotated as carbohydrate sulfotransferase 2. Lineage: Eukaryota; Metazoa; Chordata; Aves; Psittaciformes; Psittacidae. Gene Ontology annotation, cellular component: Golgi membrane; trans-Golgi network. The coding region runs from base 128 to 1423 and encodes 431 amino acids. The record is from RefSeq and is a predicted model, not a curated record. Gene Ontology annotation, biological process: sulfur compound metabolic process; carbohydrate metabolic process; N-acetylglucosamine metabolic process. Gene Ontology annotation, molecular function: N-acetylglucosamine 6-O-sulfotransferase activity. The transcript has a single exon.